This is a messenger RNA of Glarea lozoyensis ATCC 20868, 1314 nucleotides long. RefSeq lists its product as uncharacterized. NCBI's taxonomy places the organism in Eukaryota, Fungi, Ascomycota, Leotiomycetes, Helotiales, Helotiaceae. Gene Ontology annotation, cellular component: endoplasmic reticulum; Golgi apparatus; endoplasmic reticulum membrane. The transcript is spliced from 2 exons. The coding region runs from base 1 to 1314 and encodes 437 amino acids. Gene Ontology annotation, biological process: peptidyl-L-cysteine S-palmitoylation; protein targeting to membrane. Gene Ontology annotation, molecular function: protein-cysteine S-palmitoyltransferase activity. The record is from RefSeq and is a predicted model, not a curated record.
AUGGUUGCUCUUCUGCGUGUACCUUCUUCUCUAGAGGAUCUUGCCAUACCUGCUGUUUGUAUAUUGAUUUUCUUUCUCUCGUACACCUCGCAAUUUCUAUUUCAUUACAUCGAGCCGGGACCGCUGGAAUGGGACGAGGCUUUGUGGUUUAACGGCUUUGUGUUGUGCAUAUGGUGGUGUUAUGACAGAGCUUGUACCGUGGAUCCGGGGCCGAGGGGGUGGGUGGAAAAGGUCGUGAAGUGGGAAAAGGAUGAGGACGAGGACGAUGAAGACAGUGAGAAUGAGGACGCCAAUUUGCCAAAAGGGAUGAGGUGGUGUAAGAAGUGUAAAAGUAUCAAACCACCACGGACACAUCAUUGCAAGAAAUGCAGGAGAUGUAUCCCCAAAAUGGACCACCACUGUCCCUGGACAUCCAACUGCGUCUCCCACACCAAUUUUCCUCACUUCCUUCGUUUCGUCUUCUAUGCUUGUCUUAGCAUGUCAAUUCUCGAGUACCAUCUCUACGUCCGCGCCUUGGUGAUAUGGUCUCAACGCUCCUUGCCCUCCUACCUGGGGCCCCCAGUCUGGGCUCUAGCACAUAUGAUGGUGCUUAUAGGAGUGAACACCCUCGUUCUAUUUGCCUUGCUCAUCUUAUUUAUCCAUGCUGCUCAUAAUCUCGCAACGAACACUACCACGAUCGAGAAUUGGGAGAUCGAACGACAUGAGGCGCUCGUCGAACGGGCACGUAAGAAUGGUGGAUGGGUAUACGCGAGUGGAGGUGAGAAAAUGAGGAUUGCAUCACAAGAGUUCCCAUACGAUAUUGGAGUCUGGAAGAAUCUGGUUCAGGGAAUGGGCACGUGGAAUAUUAUCAUGUGGUUUCUACCGUUCGGUGGCGCUCCUAGAAUAGAGGAUGCCGUCGAUUACGAAGUUAAUGGAUUUGAAGAUGACGACAAAUUAUGGCCGCCACCUGACCCGGAGAAGCUUGGAAGACCGUGGAAGAAAUCAGAUCCGAUUCCGGGUGGAGAAAUGAAGAGCUUUGAUUAUGGGACUGUGGAUGAGCAUAAGGAAGCGUUUCGGCGACGGCAGGAAGCAGAUUAUCUGCGACAGAGACGACUCCAGAAAGACGGCACUGAAAACACAGAGUCGCGAAUUAUUGAGCUGAGUGAGGACGAGGACGACAGCAAUGAUGGUGAAACUAUGCUUGAUAAGGAAACGUGGACAAAUGCAGAAGGCGAAACAUUAGGAGAUUUCGGUGUUGACGAGGAUGAAGAUGAAGAUGAUAUCCCAUUAGGCGAGCUUCUAAGACGGCGGAGAGCUAGAGCUCAUGAGGAAUAA